Clonostachys solani is the source of this 2382-nucleotide messenger RNA. The record is from the annotation of a GenBank genome assembly. Lineage: Eukaryota; Fungi; Ascomycota; Sordariomycetes; Hypocreales; Bionectriaceae.
AUGCGCCACUCGUUUGUUUCCGCACUCCUCCUGGGGCCGCUGGCCGCCCAGGCAGCAUGCACAAAGUCUUGCAAGCCCAAAUCCAAGACCUGCGGCCUCGUCACCGUCACUGAAUGGUUCACCGUGACUGGCACGCCGGGUCAAGUCAUUCCCAGCUCCUCUUCGGCCCAGCAGACGGCCUCUGAGUCUGAAGGCUUGACAACAACAUCGGGGUUGAUCAUUGGCAGCUCGGUCCUCUCGUCCAACGCGCCAACCGCCCCUCCUGCACCCACCACGACACUGGGAUCUCUCCCUCCUGAGAGCCUCACGACGUCCACGAUCUUUACGACUUCCAUCAAAACCGUCACCAACUGCGGUCCUGAAGUGACCAACUGCCCUGGAGGCUCAACAGUUGUUACGGAAACCAUCCCCAUUGCAACCACCGUCUGCCCCAUCACCGAGAUCCCCACCGGAUCCGCCUCUCUCUCUUCCUCAGCCUCCGGAAACUCUUCCAUUGCCACAUCAACUCAGUCGACUGGAUUCGGCUCUGUCUCUACCACUGGCACUCAGGAUGCUACUGGCGGCUCCAGCAUUGUCACUGGAACCGAAACUGGAGCAACCACUACCGUCCCUGGAUCAGCAACCACAUCAGGAUCCCUCACAACUCCUGGAACCAAGCCACCCGUCGGCGGUGAUAUCACGUCCACUAUCUUCACAACCUCCAUUCACACUGUUACAAACUGCGGCACUGAAGUGACCAGCUGCCCAGCUGAUUCCACAAGUCUCAGCACCGAGACCAUCCCUGUCUCUACCACUGUCCUCAGCCAGACUACACCCGGCUCUACUGGAUAUGAUUCAUCCGCCUGGCCGAUCGGAUCUACCACCAGUGGUGCACAGGGUGGUUCAACCACUGUCCCACCCGUGGGUGAUGUGACAUCUACCCUCUACACCACCGAGAUCCGCACUGUCACCAGCUGCGGCCCCGAGGUUACCAGCUGCCCAGCCACCGUCAUCACUGAAAGCCGUCCCUACUCCACCACGGUGAUCCCCUCGUCGUUGGUCUCGUCGAUCGUGUCCACUCCCGUUGCGAUUCCAACCUCCUACGAGUCUUCCGCGAACCCCAUUGGAUCAACCUCAACUGGAGGAGGAGAGCAAGGUUCCAUCACCGGUCCCCCAGUUGGUGAUGUGACCUCCACCGUCUACACCACCACCAUCCGAACCAUCACAAGCUGUGGCUCUGAGGUGACAAACUGCCCCGGAAACGGCACCGCAGUUGUUACCGAGACCAUCCCCAUCUCCACAGUGGUGACCACCGGAACUGCUGAUGCUACCUCAGCUGUCAUCACUGCUUCCAGCUCUCUGCCACCCGAGAGCCUGACCACCUCCACCAUCUUCACCACUUCCAUCCGCACAGUGACAGACUGCGGCAGCGGCACUGAGGGUUGCUCAAGCGGAGUUGGCUCGACCAUCUUCGUGACCGAGACCAUCCCCAUCUCCACCACGGUCUGCCCCAUCAGUGACUUGCCUCAGACGCCCACCACCACCGCCGUUUCCACUCCCGUUUCCACCCCUGCCUCCUCCAGCAGCCUCCCCGCCCAGGAGCCUUCCGCUUCCAGCACAGCCGCGACUUCGGCCACCAAGACCUCGUCCUCUCCAUUCGAAGGUGCCACUGGAAUUGACAUCAUCAUUCCCGAGAUCCGUCAAUGUGACAACAACGACCAGCUGGAUCUGCCAGGCAUGCCAUGGUCUGUCACCAACGACAUGUACAACAGCGAGAAGAUGAACGGAACCCAGUGCACAAAUUUCAACCGCGUGGUUGUGUCUAACGGCACAUAUCUCGUCAACUGGACCAGUAUCACCGAUAUCAACAUGAUCAACGAGACUGCUGAUGUCAUGAAGGGUUACUCCAAGAUUGAGGCAAGCUUGAACGGCACCAACCAUCUCACUGAGAUCAAGAGCAUCCCAACCUUCUUCAGGUGGAACAGAACGAUCGGUGAUGGCUUCAAGGGAUCCAACGUCAUCAACGUCAAGACCUCUUCCAUCGAGAACGCACUUGAAGGAGACGUUGUCAACGAGUUUGUCCUGUACCUCCACACCUGGGAUGAGCAGCGUCCCAUCGGCUGGUCCGACACCCCUGCUGCCACCGUGGAGGAGCUGUACGGCACAAACUGGAGCGUCUACGAGGGCACUCGCGAGACCACCAACCAGACCGUCCGCAGCCUGAUCCCCGACACCCCCGUGGAGAGUGAGCUCUAUAUCGACCUCAAGACCUGGCUCGACGCCAUGGUCACCAAGGGCUUUGCCAAGAGCGACGAGUACCUGAACGCGGCCAGCUGCGGUACCGAGAUCUUCUACGGAAACUCGACCCAGAACGCCGCCGUGGCGCUCAACAUCAAUGUGUAA